This is a messenger RNA of Aphanomyces astaci, 1516 nucleotides long. RefSeq lists its product as hypothetical. Lineage: Eukaryota; Oomycota; Saprolegniomycetes; Saprolegniales; Verrucalvaceae. The record is from RefSeq and is a predicted model, not a curated record. The transcript has a single exon. Bases 190 to 1407 code for a protein of 405 amino acids.
CAUUCGGGUCUGGAAAUUUGUACGGAAUCCACAAUAUCACUUUGAUUGUUUAACUCCAAAGUGACAUUUAGCUGUCAGCUACAGCUAAAUGUCAAUAGCUCCCGACAGCUUGUCGACGUGGUCGACAAUGCACUUGACCAUAGCAAACAUGUCCGAGUGAGCUUUCUUCGGAAAUACCGUGCGUGUGCCAUGGGCUGCCAACAACGCAUGCAUCGCGUGCUCGGCCGCGUACCAGUCCUUCAUCUCGUCGUCAAUGAACAUGCUCGCACCGGCAUAAUCAAAGUUGCGUCCACUCAUCACUGCAACGUGCAGGGUUUGCCACGUCUUGGCGAGUUCGGACUGCGGUUGGCGGGCAAGGAGACUCGCGACGGCUUGGGCCGUGACUGCUGGCUCGAUGGUGCCGUAAUUCGGGAUCAGCUGGUCCGUGACGUCACUGUCGUCGAUGGGGACCCACACGCCGUCGUCGCGUACGUCGCCCACGGCGGAGGGCUUGGUGUGGGCGAGGAUUUGGAGGUCGGCGGGCGCGAGCUCGAGGCAGCUCUGACGUCCCCAAGCCGCGUUCACCUUGUCUGCCAAGUCAAUCAUGGUGUUCAUUUCAAACGCCAAGUUGCGGAAGAAGUUUGUCUGGUUCGUUUCAGCGCACACGACGUCGAUGGAGAACGCGGCGCUCUCGAGGCGACUGCGCCACGCUUGGAUACCCAUGGAAAUGAACGGUCGCAUCACCCCCGUCCAGAUGAUCGACGCAUACGCCUUGUAGAUGUACCCUGCGAGGAUGAACUUUGUGCGACGACGACAGAAUGGAUAUGGAAAGCCGUCCAUGUUCAAAAAUGCCACGACACGGCUGGGAUAUGUGGCGGCAAAGUACUGGCCGACGAUGCUGCCCAUGGAAGGCCCGACGACGAGCCACUUUGUGGACUGCGGAAGCACAGCCGAAAGGAUGAAGUCCAUGUCUUUGACCACGUCGUCGGCGCUGGGCGGCACCCCCGUGAUGUUGCGGUCGCUCAGCCCAACGCCAAGGCGGUCGUACGACAAGACAGCGUAGCCACGCUUGGCCAGUUCUUCGUGCAAUGGACUGAUGGUUGUCAUGGACGCGCCGAGGCCGUUGGGGAUGCACACUGGCGGAAGGCUCGUGUUGGUGGAUGGAGUGAAGCGAACUGCGAGAUCGUACCCGGCACCGUGGUUGCCGUGGGGAAUGCGGAUGAAUUGCAAGUCGGGGACGUGUGCGCAGAGUCGCGAGCGGUCCAGGAGUUGGAGGUCACGUUUGUUGUAGCAGUAGUGGAUAAUCGGUCCAAUCAAAGUGAUCGUCAUGACGAACCAUACGCCAACAAAGAGUGCAAAGCCAGCAAUGGCAAAGGGCGCAAGGAUCAGCGCGAGGAGGCAUUUGCCGAUCGUUUUCAGGGCACCUGACAUGGUCAUGAGGUGGUUGUCGUGAAUUGCACUAUGAACUGUUGCCUCGGCGGCAACUUUGCGUGGAUUAAGUGUUGUGCUGGGUGGGGUACAUUUACCUCGUACUGUG